Colletotrichum abscissum is the source of this 570-nucleotide messenger RNA. RefSeq lists its product as uncharacterized. NCBI's taxonomy places the organism in Eukaryota, Fungi, Ascomycota, Sordariomycetes, Glomerellales, Glomerellaceae. The coding region runs from base 1 to 570 and encodes 189 amino acids. The transcript has 2 exons. The record is from RefSeq and is a predicted model, not a curated record.
AUGCAGCUCUCUCUGGCCAUCAUCGCCGCCAGCGCCGGUGCCGCUCUCGCAGCCCCCCAACUCGCCCCCCGCCAAAACGCCUGCUUCAUCGUAGGCAACACCGUCCUCCCCCAAGAAGUCUCCGACGCCGCCGCCUCCCUCGAGUCCAAAAUCACCUGCGACGCCUCCAAAAAGACCCUCUCCAACGUCCCCGACGUCUCCGCCGGCGGCGUCACCUUCUCCUCCAUCAACUUCGCCGACUCCUCCCAGACGCCCCUCGCCUUCGCCCUCGACAAGUUCGCCACCACCGAACCCCUCGCCUCCAACGACCUCGCCAAGUUCCAGAACGAGCUGGACGCGUACGUCGCCACCGAGGCCGGGAUCAGGUCCGUGGGCGGGAACCUGGGGAUCAAGGUGCCCAAGUUCUUCCUGUCGAUGCAGGUUUCGAGGAUCCAGACGGCGCAGGGGAACCCGCCUGCGGCGGCGGGACAGCAGGUUGAUCACUUGCGGGAUAAGGUGCUGAAGAAUGCGCCCAAGGAGAGUAAGGCUUUGUUGGACCAGGUCACUGCCCUUGCUGCCAAGACGACCUAA